UACAACCUCAAAGACCAUUCCUUCCUCUUCUCCUCCUCCUCUCCUUUGCUUACAUUUUGAGUUUCUUAAGCUAUUUUUGCUCUGUUUUCUGAUAUCUUCUUCUUUGGUUUUCUUGUUUUCUCCGCUAUUCUGCUCUAUUUAAGCUAUUUCAUUUCUGGGUUUUUAGUCUUUUUGGCUGAAACCCAUUAAAGAUCCAAUCUUUUUACCUAUUUUGUCAAGGGCUUUCUGUUUCUGUGGUGUGAAAAAUUAAUGCUAAAUAUCGAGCUGUUAUUCAUGAACCAAAUUCAUGUCUCCUGUUCUUAGUGAAAUCCUUCGUUCCGGUUUUAUAAUCAGUUCUUCACUUAGACGCAGAACUCAUCUUGUUCAAUCUUUCUCUGUUUGUUUCCUCUACUGGUUCUACGUUUUCUCAGAGAUCAUCAAUUCCCCGUAGUUAUCUAUAUAGUUAAUUAUAUCUAGUUUUACCAUUAAUUUGUAUUUUUAUUUACUUGGUCCUGUGUUUUCUUGGUACUAAUAUUUGUUCAACAGCCCAAGAAAAUAAACCAGAGGCUAAAAAAUUUAAAGGUGUAAA
This is a messenger RNA of Nicotiana tabacum (common tobacco), 568 nucleotides long. NCBI's taxonomy places the organism in Eukaryota, Viridiplantae, Streptophyta, Magnoliopsida, Solanales, Solanaceae. The record is from RefSeq and is a predicted model, not a curated record.